Messenger RNA from Amphimedon queenslandica, 1136 nucleotides. RefSeq names its product radial spoke head 14 homolog. The transcript has 8 exons. The record is from RefSeq and is a predicted model, not a curated record. Lineage: Eukaryota; Metazoa; Porifera; Demospongiae; Haplosclerida; Niphatidae. Gene Ontology annotation, molecular function: protein binding. Bases 20 to 1042 code for a protein of 340 amino acids.
UAAUAGGUUUGCAAACAAGAUGGCGUCAUCCCGUGUACCUGAUAACUUGCCAGCAUAUAAUCCAAACAAGUCCACACUAGCAUUCGGGGACAGAGCCCUACCAAAGAUAAGGAGGGAGCUCUCAUCAGGUGAUGUGGAGGUGAUCCAACAAGCACUGCUCCUCCUAAAUGACCUACUACACAAACCAGAGAAUAUAACAUCAGCUGUGAGAGAAGGAUUAGUCAAUAGUCUCUCUUUAUUGUUGAUUUCUGAUGACUCGGUGAUUAAGUAUAGAUCAGGGUCUUGUCUACAGCUGAUUGCUGAGCAUGCUUUAGGAAGACAAGCAUUCCUCAAACUGAACAUCAUCAAUUCCCUCUCUAGACUGUUUGUAGAUCCAGAGCCUUUGGUUAGACUCCACUCUCAUUUAGCUGUUGAAAUGUGUGGAAGAACCAAAGAGGGUGUGCAAGGACUGCUGGACAAUGGACUGAUACCAAUACUGGUGGAGAGAUUCAUCAGUGAACAACAAAUUGAACUUAAAGUAGCAUCACUAGAGUCAUUGCAUUGGUGCCUAAUGGCAGACCCAGUUCCUGGUCUAGAGUGCAGGGCUAUUGAGAGACUCCAGCCAUCACUGACUGCUGAAGUAGCUGAUGUGAAAUGGAGGAUAGCAAGGUGUCUCUAUGACCUUACAGUACCUCACUCAGGAAAGAGAACUGCCUGUGACUGUGGAUUAGUCAAAGACCUUGUACCAUUGCUCGCUGAUGAUCACCAUCUUGUUAAGACUCAUGCAGCAUCUGUACUGAUGAGUAUAGCAGUUAUUACAGAGGGUAAGUAUGCCUUGCUCAAUGAAGAAGGUUUGGAUAAGUUGGUAUCAUUAUUAGCUGAUACUACACCAGCUGUGAGGCUCAAUGCAGUUAAAGCCCUCACUUUACUAGCAGAAGCUCCAAGUGGCAAAGAGAAAUUAAUGAAAUCAUUAAAUGAAGUAACUGAAUUGGAAGGUGAUUCUGAUGAUGUCAUUGCUAAAGCUGCAGCAACAGCAAAAAAAACAAUAACUUGGUUACCAUGACAAUCAUUACUAGUUAAAGCAUUCGAUUUAAUUAUUUUGAGAGAGGGAUUACAAUAAUCAAUGAUAUUUAAACAAGCACAAAUCACAACAGCAA